Messenger RNA from Perkinsus marinus ATCC 50983, 197 nucleotides. RefSeq lists its product as hypothetical. The transcript has a single exon. The annotation marks the transcript as partial. The record is from RefSeq and is a predicted model, not a curated record. Lineage: Eukaryota; Perkinsozoa; Perkinsida; Perkinsidae.
GCGGACCAUCAUCGGUCCAUCCACAGACAGACGCGGCGACUUCUGUUGGAUCACAUUCUAGAUUUGGGGACUCGACUGUGAUCUGUGAAAGAUGCCGAAAGCUGGCCGUGAGUAAAAAGUUGAGUACAAAGAGAACAUGGAGUGAGCCGUGGGAGAAUGCAUGGAUAGGUGGAGGGAGAGCGGACACGUCUGGAGAG